UUAAUCGACUUGGACUUAAGGUUAAACCAACUGUCUAUCCAAGUAGAUUAAAAUUUGGGCCCAGAUUUUGAUCAAUCCAAACACUGAACCAACCAUCGUCCCCUUCGUCACUCACUACCUUCAACAGUUCAACCCUAACUCUCACUCUCUCUCUCUACCAAAAACUUCAACUCACACACCCAGAAAAAACAAUGGAGUAAAGCCAUCCUUAAACCCAAAACCCAACAAAAAAUUAAUCAAAAAUUCACAAUGAGCAAACCUCCAUUUUCAUGGCUUUCCCGCUUAAUCUCCACCAAAACCCUAACCCUUAAACCCACCUCAACCCCUCAUCAUCACCACCAUAAUCGUACAUUCUCUAUCCUCCGACCCAUUUCUUCAAUACCCACAUUCAAAUCUCCUCUACAAAUCCGCCAUUUUUGCGAUUACAACUACGCAGAAGAUGAAAUGGCGCAGUCACUCCAAAACCUGAAAAAUGAAGCAGAAAGGGAGAAGCAUAGGGAGAGGGAAGAGAAGCGUAAAGCGGGUAUUUUCGUUGAUGAAGCAGCUGAAGAAGAGGAGGAUUGGAUGGGUGUUAAUCCUUUGAUUGAGAAAUUGGAGAAGGAAGAAGCAAAGGGUUAUGGUAUGCAUGAUAAGGUGAAAUGGGAUCCCAGUUUUGAUGAUUUUAGUGAUUCGGAUUCUGAAAAUGAUGAAGCUGAAGAUCCUGAAGUUAUACAGGAGACUAGGAAGUUUAAUUUGAUGGUUGAAAGGAAGUUUAAUCGUUAUCAGGAGUUGCUCAAGGAAUUUGCUACCUCAAGAACUUUUGAUGAUGGCUUGAAAUGGAUGAAAAAGAUUGAUAAGUUUGAGGAGAAGCAUUUCCGUCUUCGACUGGAGUAUAAAGUCAUUGGCGAAUUGAUCAAUCGUUUCAGGGAAGCCACUGGAAAAGACAAGUUUCUGCUUGCCCAGAAGUUGAACAGGGCUAUGAGGUUGGUGGAGUGGAAGGAAACUUUCGAUCCUAAAGAUCCUGCCAAUUAUGGAAUUAUACACAGGGAGGAAUUGCCUUCUGCAGAAGUCGUCGAGGAUGAUGACGUUGAGAGGGAAAAGUCGAUGAUAGAAGGCAAAAUCGAUGAUGAUGAUGAGGAAGAGUUUGAUGACAUGAAAGAGAGAGAUGACAUACUUCUGGAGAAGCUUAAUGCUAUUGACAAAAUGCUAGAAGAAAAAUUAACAGCAUUGGAUCAUACAUUUGGAAGGAAAGGAAAACUUUUGGAAGAAGAAAUUAGAGAUCUUGCAGAGGAGAGAAAUUCCUUGACAGAAAAGAAAAGAAGACCAAUGUAUAGGAAAGGCUUUGAUGCACAAUUGAUUGAUAUGAACCGGACAUGCAAAGUGACAAAGGGUGGUCAAGUGAUCAAGUACACGGCAAUUAUAGCAUGUGGGAAUUAUAAUGGUGUAGUUGGUUUUGCCAAAGCAAAAGGUCCAGCAAUACCUAUUGCACUUCAGAAGGCAUAUGAGAAAUGCUUUCAGAAUCUCCAUUACAUUGAUAGAUAUGAGGACCAUACAAUUGCACAUGCCGUACAGACUACAUACAAGAAAACAAAGGUCUAUCUAUGGCCUGCAAAAACUGCAACGGGAAUGAAGGCAGGCAAAACUGUACUCACAAUUUUAAACUUGGCUGGCUUUAAAAAUGUCAAAUCAAAGGUUAUUGGUUCAAGGAAUCCACAUAACACUGUCAAGGCUCUUUUCCAAGCUUUAAAUGCGAUCGAAACUCCAAAAGACGUUCAGGAGAAGUUUGGCCGAACUGUUGUUGAAUCUUAUCUUCUAUAGUUGAAGUUCCCAACCAUUUUCUGUAAACCUUACCUUUUUUUUUUUUUUUUUUUUUUUUUCCUUGUUUCAUUCUACAAAAGAAUCAUUUUUUUCCCCUUUGGAGUAGAAAGGGAGAGAGGUGAAGACCAAUAUUGUUCGCUCUGCUUAAACAAUGUAUUUUUGUAGUUUAGUAUUGUAUCCGCAGAGGAAUAUCGUUGUCCAGGAUAUCACUUUUAAAUUUUCUUCUGUUUGGGUUGUAAAGGCGAAAACAGUCAUAGUAUUCAGCUUUUCUAAUAUUGAAUAAUCUUCCAAAUUCGGGGGAAGGAAUGCUACAUUUUUCA
Molecule: messenger RNA, 2117 nt
Organism: Chenopodium quinoa (quinoa)
Lineage: Eukaryota; Viridiplantae; Streptophyta; Magnoliopsida; Caryophyllales; Amaranthaceae
Exons: 8
Coding region: 250-1797 (515 amino acids)
Biological process (GO): translation
Cellular component (GO): ribosome
Molecular function (GO): structural constituent of ribosome; RNA binding
Source: RefSeq, a predicted model, not a curated record